CUCAACAUACGUCCAUUUACAGAGUACAGAUCUCAUCGUAAUCACUUUCUUACUUUCGUUCUCCGUGGCCUUGACUGUGCUUAGACUCAAACUACGAUCAACUGCUCACAACAGCCGCAACGUCAAGCUCAGUACCAAAUCUGAGAACAAUCCGCUACUUUGGCUUUUCAUCAUCCAACUAGACCGCCGACUUCAUCCCUUCCAUGACUUCAGGUCUGCUCUCACAUGGCAGAUCCCUACGAUAACCAGGCGGAUGGUGGUUUUCGACGGAGAAGACCACGGCCGAUCACUGACUAUGGCUCCUCCAUAAUACAGUGGAUGAGCAAUCGAAAGCCCGGAUAUAAGGGCAGCUAUCACUACGAGCAGGAAAGGCCCAGUCUAAGCUAUGUCGUCGAUGUCUUAGCACCGCCUGCAAAACGCGAUGUACCAGCCGAGUCAAUACCUGUCCGUCAUCUGCACACCUCACUUGGUAAAUCUAAGAAACCUGUGACGGUCGUGCGAUGGAUGCCGGAAGGUCGUCGUCUUUUAGCGGGUGUUCACAAUGGCGAAUUCAUGUUGUGGAACGGCAUGUCUUUCAACUUUGAGACUGUUACUGCCAUGGGCUCAAGUUCACUGAGAGCAGCCGAAUGGUCAAAUCGAAAAGAUUGGCUUGUCGCGGCUAACGACGAAGGCACGGUCUACUAUCUACAACCAACACUGAAUAAUCCGCACCAAUUUAAAGGCCACGACGCUCCUAUCAGGGACAUCGCGUUCGCGCCUGGCGACACUAAAUUCGUCACCGCUUCUGAUGACAACACUUGCAAAAUAUGGGAUUUCACUUCAUCCACCGAGGAGUCCAUCUUCAAAGACCACGGUUGGGACGUCAAGGCUUGUGAUUGGCACCCCACUAAAGCUCUCAUCGUCUCUGGGAGUAAGGACCACAGUGUACGACUAUGGGAUCCUCGCACAUCGCGCAACCUUACGACCCUUCACGGCCAUAAGAACGCCAUUACAGCCACCGUCUUCAGCCGUCUACGUGACCAACUUCUCGCCACAGCUGGACGGGAUGGCCAAACACGCAUCUUCGAUCUACGCAUGAUGCGUGAUGUGGCCAUUCUACGCGGGCACGAUAAAGGUGUGACCACUUUGUCGUGGCACCCAAUCCACCCCAGCCUGAUUAGCACCGGCGGCGACGAUGGCUCCUUGAAUUCAUUUCUCCUCACCGAACCAAACACGCCACCUGGCGUCUCAUCAACCACGAUAUCACCCUACACCUCAUCCGACCCACGGUCUGCACCACCUCAGUCGAUUUACCCAGCCCACCGGAUCCCGCACGCCCACGAUUCCUCAAUCUGGUCACUCGACUGGCAUCCCCUGGGCCAUAUCCUAGCCUCCGGCUCAAACGACCAUUACACACGAUUCUGGACGCGCGCACAGCCCGGCCAGACGAGCUGCUUCAAGGACAAAUACCAUCUGGGCGAAGAAGGUGCAGAAGCCCAGGGCACUUGGGACCGCAAGUUCGGCAAGCAGCAAGCCAGAGAGCAAGAAGAGCAGGAGGCCGAAGACGAAGCCGAAGGUCUGGAAGAUCAAGCCCCGUCCGGCGCACAAGCUGCCGUGGCGGGCUUCUCUAUUCCAGGCUUGCCCGGCCUGUCGCACAUGGGGACCAACGGCUCGUCCCAGCCAGCCCCAUCUCUGCCUGGCAUCACCAACAUUCCACCACCACCAAUGUCUCUCUUGCCUGGUGUGCCCAACAAUGCAGCUGGAAAUCCCAACGCCAUGCCACAAUUCAACGGCCCUCCCAUCCCAUCGAUUCCAGGUGUAGAUGCGUCCUCCCUGCAACGUCUCCUCGCCAUGUCUCAACAGGCACCACCACCACCGGGCGCCGCACAACCACCCAUUCCAGGCUCUCUACCUGGAUUCCUCAAUGCACCCCCCAUUGACUUCUCACAACUAAACCUGCCUGUUGGCUUCCCUCCGCCGCCGCCGCCAGGCCAACUCCCACCCGGUGGAAGUGCUACGAAUACGCCAACCGCGGCCAAUGGUGCACGUAGACGAGCACCGCUACCGAGUCAAGAUGCCGGGUUCAAAGCGGAGCAGGCCAGAGGCAAUUACCGAGUUGCAAGGUAG
This is a messenger RNA of Exophiala viscosa, 2106 nucleotides long. Its product is annotated as WD40-repeat-containing domain protein. Gene Ontology annotation, cellular component: mRNA cleavage and polyadenylation specificity factor complex. Gene Ontology annotation, molecular function: protein binding. NCBI's taxonomy places the organism in Eukaryota, Fungi, Ascomycota, Eurotiomycetes, Chaetothyriales, Herpotrichiellaceae. The coding region runs from base 226 to 2106 and encodes 626 amino acids. The record is from RefSeq and is a predicted model, not a curated record. The transcript is spliced from 2 exons.